This is a messenger RNA of Scophthalmus maximus (turbot), 2830 nucleotides long. It is a transcript of the gene ipcef1, whose product is annotated as interaction protein for cytohesin exchange factors 1. The record is from RefSeq and is a predicted model, not a curated record. Lineage: Eukaryota; Metazoa; Chordata; Actinopteri; Pleuronectiformes; Scophthalmidae. The transcript has 11 exons. Bases 322 to 1641 code for a protein of 439 amino acids.
ACUCACUGUCACGCUUGUGCUGAGGUUUGAUGUGACGAUCAACAUGUUGCUCCCACAGCCAGCCGUUUGACUUGUGCAAGACAGAGACACACAUCACACAUCACACACACAUCACACAUCACACAUCACACACACACACAUCCCAUCACACACACACACUGAGACACAGAGGUGUAGUGUAGAUGAGAGCCGCCUGCUGCUGCUGUCAGGGUGUGAGCUUCUCGGACGAUCUCUCAGCCAAAAGUUGUUUGGGCCAGAAGUGAAAACUGGGGAAGUUUAAGAAAGAACCAGGCCGCCUUCCCCAUAUCUGUGUCGCCGUCUAUGGCUGCCGAUGAUUACAACCCCGUCUCCCUCCGACACAAAUCCAAGAAGAAGAGCCGAGGAGGUUAUGGUACAAUGAGCAGAAGACGGAUCUCGGUCAAAGAGCUGGGCCAGCCAGACCACCAGGGCUGGCUGUACAGGAAGAAGGAGAGCAAAGGCUUCCUGGUUAUGAAAUGGAAGAAGUACUGGUUUGUGCUGAAGAAGACGGCUCUCUACUGGUACAGCAACCAGCUGGCAGAAAAGGCCGAGGGCUACAUCGACCUCGCCAACUUCCUGAUUGACAGAGCCAUCGAGUGCAAGAAGAAACAUGCGUUCAAAGCCUGCCACCCACAAGUCAUGAUGUUUUAUUUCGCUGCCGAGAACCACGAGGAUAUGAACUUGUGGUUGAACAAGCUUGGGUUAGCCUCCAUUCAGUAUGAGCCACAUGAACAAAACCCUGCAGCCGAGUGUUACAGCGAAGCCAGCGACCAUGAGGAGGCUGAGAGCACAGAGAUCCCCCCUCCACCGUACUCUGAACAGAGCCUGCGGAACAAUGUGGAUGCAUCUGCAGCGCCUGGUAGCACACAUCAGGGAACCCUUCCGCCCCCUUACUCCUCUGCGGUCCCCAGCGAAGCCAACGGUUCGCUCUCGUCACCCGUCAGUACGAUGACAUCGCAGAGCUCCGCCUCCUCGCUCGCCAAGCACCGGCAGUCCUGGCUGGACCUGGUCUCGCAGGCGUCCCCUCCGGCCGGGGAAACGGCAGUGGUGUGCUCGGCUCAAGUACACACACGUCAGCUUCCACAAGUGGAGACGCAGGAAGAGGAGGAGGAGGACUCCCAGGCGUUGGAGAGCUCGGCCCCCCGGGACGCUUCAGAAGCAGGGUCUAAUGAGGAAAGCCCUUCUGCGGAGGGGGAGGCACAGGGGGAGGUUUCAGGUGCUCAAAAUGAAGGGGCUCGUGGGAACAGCUCAGAUGAGAUGGAGAGGCUGUAUAUUCAUCUAAAAGAGGCGAGUCUGUCGCCCAUAGGAGAUCGCAAACCAUCCACGAAAAGGGAAUUCAGGGCCUCCUUCGUGAAACGCUGUAAAAACCAUACCAUCAAUGAUAAACUGCACCUUAUCAGGACACUCAACAGCACAUUAAAGUCGAAAGAAGCGGACCUACAGGUAAUAGAGCAGGUGCUGUUGGACCAGGAGCUCACCUCACACAAGUUCAGAGAGUGGAAGGAGGCCCAUGCACCGUUGGUACAGGAGAUCUGUGUGAAACAGUCCCAGCAGGUGGCACCAGAGGCCACAAGAGCCGCAGCAUCAGUCAGUGCUGCCCCAGUGGUGGAGACCAGCUUAUAAAGACUCCUCAUGACUGUUUCUACUGUGUCUGCACACACACACACACACACACACACACACACACACACACACACACACACACACACACACACACACACACACACACACACACACACACACACAGUGAUGUUUUCAAUUGAGACUACUGAUCCAUAUCAGCGGACUGUAAGUGCUAUUCUGCAAGUAACUGGAUCAAUGAAGAAUUGUGCUUUUAGUUUUUAAACAGGAGCCGGUGCAGACAUUCUAUGAACAGCAUGUCACUUUGAAAUGUGAAAUGUGUUUUAGUAUUACAUUUACCGUCUGACUUGCAAAUUUCACGGUCGUUGUUUUUAUGAUGUAAUUCUGUGAACCUUUGCAUAAGUGGUUUUUAAUAUUUGUCAUGAUUGAGCGCUUUGAAAUAAUGGAUCCAUUGUUCUCUGCAUGGAAAACACUUGUUUUUACAGUAUGUUGGAAUCGUUGCCAAUUCUCACCAGUAGUGAGAAAAGUUUUAUCUGUUUUUAGUCUCUUAUUGGUGCCGUGCACCUUCACUGCUGUUACACUUACAUGAUUAUUGCAUGAUCGUACUUACCAUCAAGACCUUCCAGACUGAAAUUCUCAUCAUCAUUAGAAAAAGUUAUAUUUUAUUCUACUUAACCAAAUAAUUUUAAAAUGAAGAAUUCCAACCUUAAUGACAAACGACAUUGACAGUAACAGACAACCUCACUGAUAUUUUAUCGCAAAUGUGAUAAAGACUUCAUAACUAACCAGUAUCAAUGGUAUAUAUAGUGUAUUAGACUUGGUGCACUCAUUUGCAUGUAAACAUAGAAGGAAAAGUGGCUAAUUCUCAGGAAAAAAACUAAACAACCAGACCCCUUGGGCCAGCGAACCCAAGCUCUGUAAGACUUACAGGUGAGCAGAGGAUUAGGGGGUGGCACAGUUUCAUUCAUCAGGCAUUAUGGGACUGUUCCCAGCCACAGCUCCAGAGAGCAACAGGUUAAGGUCACUAAGGGCCAAGCGGGGCCCUCGGACAAAACCAAGCUCCCGACACAAAGAUGCAUUUUUGUUUCUGAAUCAAGUUGUACCUGUUGAGCACGUUAAACAUGAACCAUGUGUAAAUAGUUGUAAACAGAUGCGUGUCCAUUCUUCUUGAUCCGAAUUCUGUUAUGGAAGAUUGUUUGUAUAUAGGGAAAUAAACUGUUAUAAGAGUGAA